Messenger RNA from Rhinocladiella mackenziei CBS 650.93, 1455 nucleotides. RefSeq lists its product as uncharacterized. The transcript has 3 exons. The coding region runs from base 1 to 1455 and encodes 484 amino acids. The record is from RefSeq and is a predicted model, not a curated record. Gene Ontology annotation, cellular component: plasma membrane. Gene Ontology annotation, biological process: ammonium transmembrane transport. Gene Ontology annotation, molecular function: ammonium channel activity. NCBI's taxonomy places the organism in Eukaryota, Fungi, Ascomycota, Eurotiomycetes, Chaetothyriales, Herpotrichiellaceae.
AUGGCUACUGCACCCGUCGUCCCCACCUUUAACGAUAGCAUUCCUAAUGGCGGAAAUCCCCAGGAGAUGGACGUCAAUGCGCCCUAUGUUGGCCUCGAAUGGGAGUAUGUCUACCAGGUUCUCAUGGGAUGUCUCGUCUUCGUGAUUGUCCCUGGUAUCGGCCUUCUGUACGGUGGUAUGACGCGAAGAAAGUCGGCUCUUGCCAUGGUGUUCCAAUCUCUCACCGUCAUGGCUGUCUGCACAUUCCAAUGGGCUUUUUGGGGAUUUUCUCUCGCUUUCUCGCGACACGGCGGUCCCUUCAUUGGUGAUCUGACCAACUUCGGACUGAUUGAUGUGAUGGCGGCGCCAUCUUGGGGAUCCGCUGUCAUUCCCGACAUCGUCUUUUGCUUCUACGAGCUCAUGUUCUGCGCCUGUGCCACCAUGAUCGUUGUCGGCGGUUCCUUCGAGCGUGGUCGUAUCCUUCCCUCAAUCCUCUUCGGCUUCUGCUGGGCCACUUUGUGCUAUUGCCCGAUUUCAUACUGGACCUGGAACGCCAACGGUUGGCUGUUCACAUUUGGUGCUCUUGACUUUGCUGGUGGUGGCCCCGUCCACAUUUCCAGCGGAACGGCUGGUUUGGCAUAUGCUCUUGUCCUCGGCAAGAGGAGCCGCUACGGUGAGAAGCAUGUCUACAAGCCUCACAACGUCACGAUUGUCUUCCUCGGCACGGUUCUCAUCUGGUUUGGUUGGUUUGGCUUCAACGGUGGUUCCGCCUUGAACGCCAGUAUCCGGGCCAUGAUGGCAGUCUGGAACACCAACAUGGCGGCAUCGACUGGUGUAGCCGGUUGGGUGAUGAUGGACUACAUCAAGCAUCGCCAAUUUUCUGUUGUCGGUGCCUGCGAAGGUGCCAUUGCCGGCCUGGUCGGAAUCACUCCCGCUGCUGGGUAUGUGUCGGUUUGGUGCGGAGCUGCCAUUGGCUUUAUCACCGCCAUCGUUGUCAACCUCUUCGAGAAUGUCAACGACUGGCUCCACAUUGACGACGGCCUUGAGGUCUUCAAGCUACACGGUAUUGGCGGCACGUGCGGUGCUUUCCUCACUGGUAUCUUCGCCUCGGCUUCGGUCUCGGCUCUCGACGGCGCUACCAUCGUCCAUGGUGGCAUCGACGGCCACGGCGUCCAAAUUGCCAAACAACUCGCCGAGAUCGCAGCCAUUGCUAGCUGGUCUUUCACCAUCUCCGUCAUCCUCCUGAUGAUUCUGAAAUACAUUCCUGGCCUCCAUCUCCGUGUCACGGAUGAGAUCGAGAUGAUUGGUCUCGAUUUGGAUCAAUUUUCCGACGAGACCAUUGGCGAGUGGUCACUGUUCACCGAUGAGACCGCUGGCCGUCAAGCAUCCAUUACCCACGGCAUCCAACCCCCACAGCCAUCUCCACCGCCCUCCGAGGGUGUCACGGGGGAGAAAGAAGAACCCAAGAAAGAAUAG